Alternaria atra is the source of this 1230-nucleotide messenger RNA. RefSeq lists its product as uncharacterized. Bases 1 to 1230 code for a protein of 409 amino acids. Lineage: Eukaryota; Fungi; Ascomycota; Dothideomycetes; Pleosporales; Pleosporaceae. The record is from RefSeq and is a predicted model, not a curated record. The transcript has a single exon.
AUGAGUGUUCAAGACAGCAGUUAUAGCGGCUUCUUAUCGCUACCAACGGAGAUACGAUGCCAAAUCUACGAUUACCUCCUCUCCGAGGCACACGCGAUUACGAUUAGUGCUGGCUACACUACAUGCUUUGGCAGCAGGAUACGAGAUCGCGCUCGCAAAACCGAAAUCCCCGGCCUACCGUUGGAUCUCGCGCCGUUGGCACGACGCCAUCAUGAUGCGGCUCUCCUCUCGGUCGCGAAACCACCAACGAUUCCUAUUGACAACGGACAUGUGCAAGACAUUGAGGGCGAGAAACUAGGUUUUCCCGCUCAGGUGGCAUUGUCAUUGACUUCUCGAACGAUCAAUGACGAACUAAAUGAUUGUAUACGGAGGAGAAGACAUAUCGCGCAGGCGCGUUCUACCAUUGACGCCGAUGGUGUCGUUCAAGAUGACGGCGAAGACAAGGAAGGAUUGUCACUUUACGUAUCCUAUCCAUAUGGUGUCCUGGUGUUGAAGCAUCAAUAUCCAUACCUGUUGAAACAAGCGCGAAGGGUAUAUAUCUCCGGGUACUACACUCCCCGCCAGGAAAACUGGCUUGAUCCUUCCGAUCUAGAAACAAGCGACGACGAACGCUUGACGCCAUCGAGCAGUUUCGCAGCACCAUCGUUCAACGUUCCAGCAUCAGGGCCAACAACAAGCUUCACACGCUCCUCCAGUAACUCUUCGAGACGAACAGCGCACCACGGCGUAUCGGUCAACUCCUCGCGUCCCCGCCUCCGCCUCGACCCUCCACUUUCCCGCGAAACCCGACACGCGAACAGCGUACCUAGGACUUUCCCACCCUUUUCCACGUCCACAGCGACCGAAGCCCCCGCGGCCCUCGCCCAUCUCAUCUCCACACUCUUCCCGAAACACACAACCCCCCUCACAAAGCUUACAACACACAUCCUCUUUCCCGGCGAAAACUCCUAUGGCACCGUCUGGGGCGACGACAACAGCCCCGUCUCACACAUCCUACGCAGCAUCUGCGGCGGGAAAAUCGCGAUGAGAGUCAUGAGGGGUAGCCUAGGGACAGGACUCAAGCUGACGGCAAGACCGAAACCGGAAACCAGGAUUGUGAGCACAAGUUGGGUGAACUGGAAGAACGGCGAUGUUGGAGGGAGAGUUGGAGCGGGAUCUGUGAGGCGGGCGGGUGGUAGACUGGGUGUGAGCGAUUUGGAUGCGUUCUUAAUGGGCGAGGAGGAGUCUUAG